AUUCCCUUAGAACUACAGUAGCUAAAAAUAGUCUUCUUUUAUCUAACUGAUUAGAUAACUGCUUGGUUAGCCCCAGCCCCACCAACAGAGCAGCAUGGCUUCCGGUCCGUCAGUGCUAUCAGACUGUGUUCCCAUAGACUCAUACUCCUGAAGCCAUCUUUGAUUCUCUCCUUCUGCAUCGACAUAAAGGCCACUCUUAAUUUUGGCACUGUGGCUUGGAUGUGCCCUCUCUACACCCACUGGCCUUCCAGGGUGUUCUUUCGACUCAUUUUGCACAAGGUUAUUAAUCUUUCUAAGCACACCAUUCUCAUCACAUCCUCACAUAGCUACACAGGGGUUACCAGUUUGCCCAGUAAGUCACAUCAAAUCGAAAUGCGUCAGCCUUGUCUUUCAGAUCAACACCACUGUUCCUAGAAAACGUAUUGCUUUCUGCUCCCCCCUCAGCAUUACAAUUACUCUUUCUAAUCUUGCUCUGGCUACCUUGUGUCUCUACGUUAGCUCAUGCUUUUUCUCUUUGCCUAAUAUACUCUUAGGAGCCCCGGUGGCACUGUGAGCUAGGGCUUGGGCUGAAAAACACAAGGGCAGUGGUUCCAACCCAUCAACCGCUCUCUGGGAGAAAUAAGAGAGAUCUGCCCUGGUGAAGAUUUUGAUAGGGUCAUUAUGAGUUGGAAUUAACCUGACGACAGUGGAUCUGGGUUUUGGGGGGAAUACUCUCUUGCUCCAUUUCUUUUACAAUUCCAAAGCCAACGUGGUCCAUGUAAGCUCCCUUUGCAGUAAAUAUUACAUGAAGAGUCUCCCCGAAGUAGCAUUCCCUCACUGCAGCCUUUCUUGUCUGUGCUACAUCUGGGAACUGUUUGUAGCUUCCCAGAUACGCAACUUCUCUCUUCAGCUAGACCAUGAGCGCCUCAAGGCAAGCCAGGGAGAUCCUGACGCACUGGGAAGCCUUUUGGUGCAGGAAAGCAGUGGGUUUGGGAUGCCCAGACAGCGCUGAGCACCAGAUUAUGUUUCCUCUUCAUGGUGUGCCUAUGAAGUAAUUAUUGCCUCAUCGCCUGCUCCUUCACUUUUUCUGAAAAACAUGAUAAAACCGGUUAUAAGAGUCGCAGUACCCGGGUCUGACUCCCAGCCCCCUGUUCCGUCCACUAUACCAAACAUGCUCCUCCUCAGGGGUUCCAGCCAAUGGACUUUUCUUUCACGUAAUCGAUACAAUUAUUUCAUUCCCCCCACCACCACCACCCCUUUAUUUGUUGAAAAGAAUAUGCUUAUUGAGAAGCCAAAUAGUACGGAUCAUAUUUCCCCCCUGAGCAAAGCUCUUUUGCAAGUACUUUAUCUGAGGUUGGAGCCAACCUACCCAUGCAAAUGCCGUGAGAAGGAAUCUACCUGGGGGGGUCUUAGUAAUCUUGUUUGAUCGUAGGAAAUGCGCAGUCUGGAUAUAAAGGAGGCCUUGGAACUUUAACGCUGACCCGGAGUCAUCAUAAUACGGGCCCCCUACUGGUUUUACCAGGGUACAGUUGUUGUUCGGCGGUAGAAUUCUGCCUUUAUGUGUGGGCAGCUUGGGUGUGUACAACCUGCACCUGUCAGUGGACAGAGUUGUACAUGUUGCUGAACAGGUUUCAGUGGAGCAUCCAGACCAGAAGAGACUAGGAAGAAAGGUCUGGUGAUCCACUUGUAAAAAUUAGCCCAUAAGAACCUAGGGAUCACAGCAGUCUAAUUCUGUAGUUUGUUGGGUCUCCAUGAUUCGGGGGCUGACUGGAUGGCAGCUAACACCACCACCACCACCCAACACUAUUAUUACCACAAUCAAACGAUGAAAUAAAAACAAUCCCUCCUCGUAUUCUACCCUUCAUAUACAAGAUCUUGUACGUCAAUAAUCAUUUUACCUCAUUCUCACACAUUAGCCUUGUAAUGGGACGUACGGAGGUUCAGAAAAGCCCAGUCACCUUUCGGCGGUGGGUUGACCCAGUGGUAGAGCUGAGACGCUGACCCGGGCCUGGCAGACUGCAAGUCCUCGUUCCUCUCUCUGGCCUCUUCCCUCCAGUGGGGUGAUGGUUUUCCUGAGCUAAGACUUGUCCUAUAAUAAAUCAGUGGAGUUACCUGUGCUGCGUCUGAGAAACAGAGGAGCGCUCACACCCUAAUCUCCAGCCUUUGAUGCCCCCUCCUUCCUCCCUUGGAAAAUCUCUGGAACACACGCUGUGGAGCAAUAGCCGCACUCUUCCGUUGUUGCCCCUUGGUCAAUAGGCUCUUACCCAAUUUUCUAUUGCUCUGUGUUGCUGAAUCUUCCUCAGGCUUAGUCCACAAAAUGACCUGUGCAUCUCGAUUUAGUCAGGCAGUGUGCUAGAUCCUUCUAAAACAGCCCAACCCCAAAUCCACAGCCAUCAAGUUGAGUCUGACUCAUCACGCCCUCUAUAGGGUUUCCCAGAAAAUUACACGGGGCUCCUGCUAAAUGCUUAGGGACAGAGAAACAAGCCCGUGAUUCCAUCUCCCACAGACCUGUCAUCUGAACAGGUAAAGCCAAUAGGCCAGAAAAGAUACCAGAGUCAGACGUGGGCCAGAGAGGUGUGAUGGACGUGCUCCAAGAACUCAGGGAAAGGAGAGACCUCUUCCCUCCCAGCUGGUUGAACUGGGCUUCAAAACGGUCCGAUGUGUGAGGCAGACAGUAGAGGAAUUAAGUCGAAUAAAGCCUCCGAGGGGCAGUGAGUGAUGUUUGGGACAUAAGGUGGUGAGAGCAAGAGUGAACUGAGAGAAGUGGAGAGUGGGAAGCCUCGUGAUGGAAGGAUCGGCAUGCUGGGUGUCUGGAUUCGCCUGGGGAAGCUGCCCAACAUUUGCAUUUGAAAGCUCCGAUGAGCAUGGCAUCCUCUGGGGAGGAUGAUUAAUUUGCCAGGCUGUGCAGUCUAGAUGGGCGGGUCUAGAAGUCCACCGCAGGGAGACCCAGCCGGCUUUCUCAGUGGGGGUCGAUGGCCUUGGGGGUGUGAGAAGGAAAGAAAGCCCAAACUGGGGUCAUCGGAUGCCCGACGGUCACCAUGAAGUUCAACCCGUUCGUGACCUUGGACCGCAUCAAGAACCGCAAACGCCACUUCAAUGCGCCCUCGCACAAGCGCAGGAAGAUCGUGUCGUCCCCACUCUCCAAGGAGCUGCGACAGAAGUAUAGAGUGUACCCCACGUCCAUCCGCAAGGACGACGAGGUCCAGGUGGUUCGAGGACACUACAAAGGCCAGCGAAUCAGCAAGGGGGUCCAGGUGUACAAGCGCGUGCAGCAUGAGAAAGGCAAUGGCGCCGCUGUCCACGUGGGCAUUCCCCCGAGCAAGGUGGCCAGUACCAGGCUGAAGUUGGACAAAGAUCGGGACAAACUUCUUGAACGCAAAGCCAAUUCUCGGCCGGUUGGAAAAGAGAAAGGCAAAUACAGGGAAGAGCUUAUGGAGCAAAUGCAGGAAUGAACGCACGCUGCGUGGAACACAGCUGAGCGGCGGAUGUCUGGCCUGAUGCGUGUUUCUUGGGAACUUUCUUCAAGAUGUGUUUGGAACAUUUCAUUUCCCUCUUGUUCAGCGAUGGAUGUGUGGCUUUGUAACUCCGCCUUUGCCAUUUCGAUGAAUUGUAUGAGUAAAAAUGUGGACUGUUUAAAAAAAAGAAAAGAAGAGAAAUCCCACACUGGUCCAUCUUCAGCACUUAAGGGAACAAAAGGCCAAGAAGUUACCAAGUAACCAGAGCACCCACUGAUAGUUGGUACAACAGUCCCUAGAAGCCAGGCACCUGGGGAAUGGCACCCGUGACUCAGAU
Echinops telfairi (small Madagascar hedgehog) is the source of this 3771-nucleotide messenger RNA. Its product is annotated as 60S ribosomal protein L26-like 1. The coding region runs from base 3018 to 3431 and encodes 137 amino acids. Gene Ontology annotation, cellular component: cytosolic large ribosomal subunit. Gene Ontology annotation, biological process: ribosomal large subunit biogenesis; cytoplasmic translation. The transcript has a single exon. NCBI's taxonomy places the organism in Eukaryota, Metazoa, Chordata, Mammalia, Afrosoricida, Tenrecidae. The record is from RefSeq and is a predicted model, not a curated record. Gene Ontology annotation, molecular function: structural constituent of ribosome; RNA binding.